CAGAACGAUCCAAACUUUUUUACGAUAUAUUUUACCGAAAAUAUGUCCUCACAAAAAGCAAUAUGCGUUUUAGAAGAAAAAGUUUCAGUAUUUACUUGGACAAAGCAAGCAACGAAAUUGUUGCAAGCACAUUUUGCGAGAAAAGAGCAGUUCCGCGAUCCCAAAGUACGGAAGAAAAGUAUAGACACAAAUAUGCAACAUAAUGUCAAAAGUUACAAUGUAGAUGAAGAUACAUUAGACAUAAAGAUGCGCAAUUUAAAAAAGAUAUAUCGUACAAUAAAGGAUAAUAAUAAGAAAAGUAUUGUAGUAUUGGGAGAUGCUACGUACAUUGGGAAUAUUAUGAUAUUUUUGAAGAGAUAUUUAGAAAUGAUGCAACUAUAAAUCAUGG
Molecule: messenger RNA, 388 nt
Organism: Trachymyrmex septentrionalis
Lineage: Eukaryota; Metazoa; Arthropoda; Insecta; Hymenoptera; Formicidae
Exons: 3
Coding region: 43-381 (112 amino acids)
Source: RefSeq, a predicted model, not a curated record